AUGGCGGAGGCGGCGCCGCUCCUCCCUGGCCUCCCCAAUGACAUCACCAUCUGGGAGAUCCUGCUCCGCCUCACCCCCAAACCCCUCCUCCGCUGCCGCGCCGUAUGCCCCGCCUGGCGCCGCGCCACCUCCGACCGCGACUUCCUCCUCGCCCACCACGCCCGCCAGCCCGCCCUCCCCCUCCUCUACGGCGACACUGACGACCUAUUGUCCAUGGACAUCAUCACCUGCGACAACUGGGCAGCCGACAAGCUCCAGUCCCCGUCGCGCGAUUUGACGACGCCUCUUGCUUCAUUCCGUAAGAGGGGUGAGAGGCGCCUCUCCAUCUGCAACCCAGCCACUCGUCAGUAUGCUCCCCUCCACCAGCUUCGUGGCUUCAAGCUCUUGGGGAUGUACCCACACGGCCCUACCGGCGACUACCGACUGUUGCUCUACCUGAAAGCUGAUGCUCAAAGUAGCACCUAUGUCUUCACAUUAGGCUCUGGCCUGCCGCCGAGGCACAUAAGGGGCCCUGACGCCAAGGAAUUGGAAUUGAUAAACUCCCGUGGAUCUCUCCUUUUCCAUGGUAGUUUGCAUUGGCACGCAGACAACCUGAUAAUGGUAUUUGACACCACCGCUGAGUCGUUCCGGCAGAUGCACUCUCCGAUUGUUUCUGGCCAUGUCAUUGCUGGCCUGUUUGAGAUGGGUGACAUGCUUGCCAUGUUCAGCCUUAAUGACGAAGAGACCAUUGUUGAUAUCUGGGUGAUGCGGGACUAUCAAGGCCAAGUCUGGGCCUCCAAAGGCUGGGUUGAAUUUCCCAUUCAAGAGCUCAUGGCGCAAUCUGAAGAUCUUGGUAGCUGCUGGGAAGUGGAGGCCACAUAUUGGGAUGGUGAUCUGCUGGUGCUGGCCAAAUUUGACAACGGCUCGCUACAUCAGGUUGACAUCGCUGGCAAGUUGGUUGACAGUUUCCGUCACAGACUCCUCUGUCCUACCCCACUUCGGCUGAAACAAUCUCUAGUUUCACAUACCUUCUUUCCGGCACUAGAGGGUUAUGUUGUCAAUGCUCCGCCUUUCAUCUGA
Triticum dicoccoides is the source of this 1059-nucleotide messenger RNA. RefSeq lists its product as uncharacterized. Bases 1 to 1059 code for a protein of 352 amino acids. The record is from RefSeq and is a predicted model, not a curated record. NCBI's taxonomy places the organism in Eukaryota, Viridiplantae, Streptophyta, Magnoliopsida, Poales, Poaceae. The transcript has 2 exons. Gene Ontology annotation, molecular function: protein binding.